AUGAGUCUGCACGCUUUUGAAGUCCACAACUGUUUGACUUCUUCAUGCCAGGCGCCUGUACAUGAAGCUGUCGGUUUUUUCAAAGGUGGAAAAGGCGUAUUGCCAGUUGGCAAGGUGGAUGUUGCACCAGAAGGAAACUUGCAAGAGGUUUUGGAGCACCACUCCCACGACCGAGUGGACGCUUGGAGCAAAGGGAACAUGGGAGGAGACAGAGGACAUUCUCCACCACCGUCAGACGAGGAGUCUGCUGGGCCCAGUACCGCGCCAGUUCCUCCCAGUGGAUCCUCCAUCACGCAGGCGGCGCUGGCGGCCCUGCAGCGCUCUGGCCUUCAGCUUGCACCCCAGGAUAGGAAGCCCAGCCAUCCUUCAGCAGCGCCCAAGGCCUUUGUGAAACAGUGGACAGAGGAAGAUUCUGAAGAGGACUGGGAGGAGCAUCAAGACUCUUGGAGCGACCGAAGGUGGAAAGGAGACGAGAGCCAGCGGCCACAGCGGGACAGCUGGGACACUUGGAGUGAGAACGAGACGUGGGAGGAUGAAGCGGACUCCAAGCAGAAGUGGAAAAAGUCUCAGUGGGAUUCUUCUCUCCAUCAAUCCCAUCAAUCUCAUCAAUCCCAUCAAUCCCAUUCCCCAUCUCAGUGGGAUGGGAAGUGGCAAAGUUGGGAGACUGAAGAGGCUGAGACCUGGGAAAGAAAGACGUCGAGCUGGGAGUCAAGACCCAAAUCACCUCGGUCAGAGGGUUGGAAGUGGAACCGAGAAGAAGUCGCUCAGACUCAAGGCGAUUCGGGUCGCGACCACCGCGACCACCGCGACCACCGCGACCGCGAAGUCUGGGAGGACUGGAGUUGGAACGAGACGGACUCGAAGGACUCGAAGGAGUGGAAGGAAUGGAAGGACGAUCGAUGGGAAUGGAGAAGUGGAUCGAGGCACAGGGAAGAUGAGAAGUGGGAGCAAGACGAACGGGAUGAUGGAAGGUGGAAGGAGAGUGAUCGUCAGACUUGGAAGGAAGAGAAAGACGAUGAGAAGUGGGAGGAGGUCAAAGAAGAGGAGGUGUGGGAGAAAGAAGAAGCUGACAAGUCUUGGAACGAAGAAAAGGACGAAGAAAAGUGGGAAGUCGAGGAAGAGGAGGGGAAAGAACAGGAGAAAUUGGAGGAAGAGAGGGAAGACGAGCAGUGGGAAGAAGGGGCAGAUGAAAAGACCUGGAAGAAAGAGGAAGAACAUAAAACAUGGGAGGAGGCUCAGGAGGCUGAGGAGGCUGAGGAGGCAAAGGAGGCAAAACAAGAUGAGCAGCUAGAGGAACAGUGGGAGGAAGAGAGUGAAGACGAGGAAGAUUGGAACUGGGACACCCGUGCUCCUGACGUCAAAGAGGCUUCACUGAAACGGAAAAAGGUCAAGACAUCAAUAAAGGGAAAGAAGGGCUGGCUCUUGUGGCUCUCGGAUGAGGAGGCCUCACCCAAGGGAAAGGGAGCGCUUUUGGAUGAGGCGAGAGUUGGGGAGGCGAACGUCUCUAGAGCAAAUCUGCCGAACUCCACCCGUCUUCAAACGUCACCUGCGACAGUCGGUAAAGACGGUAUCACCUGUUACCAGUAG
This is a messenger RNA of Durusdinium trenchii, 1587 nucleotides long. The record is from the annotation of a GenBank genome assembly. NCBI's taxonomy places the organism in Eukaryota, Dinophyceae, Suessiales, Symbiodiniaceae.